UUUGUAUAACAGAGGAAAUUCGAGUCACUUGAAUCAAAACAAAGAUGGCUGGUGCUUAUGAGAAAAAUCCAGGAGACCAUAGGCGUAAGUGGGAUAAAGAGGAAUAUGAACGCCUUGCUCAGGAGAGAUUGGAAGAGGAGCAGAGAAAAUUGUUGGAAAAAGAAUUGAGAGAGCCCCCUCAGAAAAGGGAGCUUCUUAAACCUAGAGAGUACAAGGUUGAUUUAGAUUCAAAACUUGGAAGGUCACAGGUGAUAACAAAAACAACUCCAGCCUCACAACAAGGAGGGUACUACUGCAAUGUCUGUGAUUGUGUUGUUAAAGACUCGAUCAACUUCUUGGACCAUAUCAAUGGGAAAAAACAUCAGAGAAAUUUGGGAAUGUCCAUGAAAAUAGAAAGAUCAUCUUUAGAUCAAGUGAAGAAAAGGUUUGAAAUGAACAAAAAGAAAAUGGAAGAGAAGAAGAAAGAGUAUGACUUUGAGGAACGAUUAAAGGAAUUAAAAGAGGAGGAAGAGAAACAAAAAGCCUACAAGAAAGAGAGAAGGAAAGAUAGAAAAAGGAAAGCCGAGCCAGAUGAUUCUGAGGGUCCUUCUGAUAUGGCUGCAGUCAUGGGGUUUUCAGGAUUUGGAAGUUCAAAAAAAUGACAGAAGUUUAAUUUACACUUGACUAAAUUUUCUGUGCAACUGUUAACUACUUUUAGUUUGGUUCAGUCAUUGAAGAAAUUAUGGACAUACAAGAACACAAAAGUUGAAGAAUCUUUCCUGUAUGUGUUAAAUAUUUAAAGCCAUAACAUUUUCAUGAGAAACCAAGUUAUCAAGAUAUGUGCUCCUGUUCAAAACAAAUGGCUUAUUUUUCAUUGUGAAAAUAAAUUUUGUAAAGUCAAAAA
This is a messenger RNA of Saccostrea echinata, 883 nucleotides long. RefSeq names its product zinc finger matrin-type protein 2-like. Gene Ontology annotation, molecular function: nucleic acid binding; zinc ion binding. The coding region runs from base 45 to 641 and encodes 198 amino acids. The transcript has 6 exons. Gene Ontology annotation, cellular component: spliceosomal complex; U4/U6 x U5 tri-snRNP complex. Gene Ontology annotation, biological process: mRNA splicing, via spliceosome. NCBI's taxonomy places the organism in Eukaryota, Metazoa, Mollusca, Bivalvia, Ostreida, Ostreidae. The record is from RefSeq and is a predicted model, not a curated record.